AUGAGACUAUUUCAGAAUACAUGCGAGUUUGCGUAUCCGUGGGAUCAGGUUACUGCUGCGAACUGGAACAAGUAUCCGAACGAGGUGUCUACGCAUGUGGUUGCUGUGGAUGUGCUGAGGCGGGAGCUGUCUGCGAGCGGGAGGCAGCUGGUGACGGAGCGGUUGAUCACUGUCAAGCAGAGUGUGCCGCGGUGGGUGCUGCUGGUGGUGGGUGCCUCUAAGCAGAGCUAUGUGCGGGAGGUGUCUACCGUGGACCUGGACACGCGGACGCUGACGAUGCGGAGUUGCAACCUGACCUUCUGGAACAUCAUGAAGGUGUACGAGACCGUGAAGUACAUGCCGGACGCUGUGAACCCGGACAAGACCGUGUUCAAGCAGGAGGCGCAGAUCAGCGUGUGUGGCACGCUGGGCAGGUUCUGCAACAAAGUCGAGGAGUGGAGCGUGCAGAGGUUCGGCGAGAACGCAAAGAAAGGUAAGAUGGGGUUUGACCUGGUGCUAAAAGUGUUCAACGAGCACUGGAACCAGAUCAACAGCGACAUAGAAAACGUCUUCAACGAGACCGUCGAGGACGUCAGGUCUACCGCCGGGAACUUGAUCAAAGAAACGGAGAGAACGUACUCUAACAUCCUCGGCACCAACCAAGAGAUAUUCUCUGAAGCAUUCAACAAGAAAUGA
Nakaseomyces glabratus is the source of this 675-nucleotide messenger RNA. RefSeq names its product PRELI/slowmo family protein. Gene Ontology annotation, molecular function: phosphatidic acid transfer activity. Lineage: Eukaryota; Fungi; Ascomycota; Saccharomycetes; Saccharomycetales; Saccharomycetaceae. Gene Ontology annotation, biological process: phospholipid transport. Gene Ontology annotation, cellular component: mitochondrial intermembrane space. The record is from RefSeq and is a predicted model, not a curated record.